Rhodofomes roseus is the source of this 1372-nucleotide messenger RNA. RefSeq lists its product as uncharacterized. The record is from RefSeq and is a predicted model, not a curated record. The transcript has 8 exons. Gene Ontology annotation, molecular function: DNA-binding transcription factor activity; transcription cis-regulatory region binding. NCBI's taxonomy places the organism in Eukaryota, Fungi, Basidiomycota, Agaricomycetes, Polyporales, Fomitopsidaceae. Gene Ontology annotation, biological process: regulation of DNA-templated transcription. Gene Ontology annotation, cellular component: nucleus. The coding region runs from base 1 to 1095 and encodes 364 amino acids.
AUGCCGCCGCCGCCACCACCCGCGCCGCCCAGCCAAGAGGGGAAUGUGGAGCAUGCACAUAUGCUGGCGAAUGUGUGGAUGAACGCGCAAAAGCUUGCCGAUAUGGUCAAGCAGGAGGGCCUGGUCUACAAGAAAGGGAAGUUCUCGGUCAUCGAGGAAGCUCAGCUAAACGCAGCAAUUGAGCACUAUCGAGUGGCGAAAGGCCUCACACAAGAUCAGUUGAACGAUCUCAUCUUCUCCAAGGAGCGCGGUCGAGACACGUUUUGGCAGGAGAUCACAUCUGCGUUGCAUUUGCGUCCCAUUAUCGCUGUGUACCACCACGUACGCCGGAACCGCCACCCUCUCAGUCAACAAGGCAAAUGGAUGGAGACAGAGGACGAACUUCUAACACAGGCUGUGGCUGAUCUCGGUCAGCAGUGGGAGCGAGUCAGUCAACGAGUUGGCCGUAUGGCGGGUGACUGCCGUGAUCGCUGGCGCAACCACCUCGAAGACCGUGGCAGGCGUAAAGCGGGCUCAUGGUCAAAAGCAGAGGAGGAGGAACUGACGCAGAUCGUCACGGAGAUGACCGUCGAGCAGGGCAGAGACUUCGACAGCGAAGUGUUCUGGGGCGUCGUGAGUCAGAGAAUGGGGGGCAAACGUGGAAGGCAGCAGUGUAGGAUCAAGUGGACGGACACGCUGAGCUCGCAGAUCAAGAACUCAGGAGAGCGGCCGAGGUGGAGCCAACUGGACGCCUACAUCCUUGUACACAAGGUUGACUCGUUGAACGUUCGAGACGACACAGAAAUCGACUGGAAGUUGCUUCCGGACGAGAAUUGGAAUGUCUGGAGUGCCCAUGCGCUGCAGAGGCGUUGGCUCACGAUGAAGCGGAGCAUCAAGGGUCAUGAAGAGAUGUCGCACGCAGGCUGGUCCUUAUUGACAGAGAUGAUGGAGAUUCUAAAGACUAAAAAGUCUCAUGUACCGGGCUCCUCCACUAGCCGGAAGAAGAAGAGCAAAGUUACUAGUGCCGAAGCAGUCGUGGAGGUGGAUGAUGUAGAGGGAAACAUGGGUCCAGUUGCAGGACCUAGUACUGGCAUCGCGAUCAAUGGCGUCGUAUGAACGAUUUUGUGCUCAAUCUAAUCUAUUCAAUAAUGUAGAAUCAAGGAAGUACGUUUGUUUGAGUGUCAUGAUCCCUUCAGUAUCUAAGUAGUCUUGUAGUGACCACUGUCACUGCCCAUGCCAGUGGUAUUACUAUGAUGAUGAUGAUGAACUCUAUGUAUGUACGAGGUAGUGUAGUAUGCGUAUGUAGUAAUGGGGAGGUGACGAUAAUUUCUAGGGGGCGAGUCGUUCAGCGGGCGCAUCUAUGUGCGGCUACAGACCAUAAAGCAUGUGCAGU